AUGAAACAGGACGAAGAAAACGAUUCUGUUGAGCAAUUGCGUUUUAUAAAUAAAAUUAAAUUUUCAAAACCGUAUGAAAAGAAAAUGAUAUUUGUGAGUAUCGAUGGUAGGAAAUUGGAAAUGGAGCUUGAUACUGGUGCUCCUUGUAGUAUAAUUAGCAAGAAACGCUUACGUGCUAUCAAACCCUAUUACACUUUACAUAAAUCUGACAGAAAAUUUGCUAGCUAUACAGGUCACUCAAUAAAUUGUAUUGGCAGAGUUGUAGUAAAUGUGACUUUGGGAAAAACUUCUCGUGUCUUAAAUUUAUAUGUUGUAGAAGAUGAUUUAGACACUUUGUGCGGCCGUGAAUGGAUAAGUCAUUUUGCACAUGAUAUUAAUUUUUCAGAUCUAUUCGCAUCUACACCGCCAAAUAAUAACUCUCCAAACGAUAGCUUUAGUUUAAAUACUAUUACUUCCGAUGUAUCGAUAUUAAAUUCUAUUGAAAAAAAUCAACUACAACAAAUUGUAGAUAAAUUUGAUGAUGUAUUUGGAAGUUCAGCUGGAAAGCUUAAAUGUCCUCCUAUAAAGAUUCAUAUGAAGCCGAAUGCUAAACCCAUAUUCGCUAGACCAAGAGAAGUUCCUUUAGCUUUAAGAGAAGCAUAUGCCAAGGAAAUUGAUGCUAAAAUUGCUGCCGGUUAUUAUAAAAAAGUCGAAUUCUCAGAAUGGGCUUCCACGACCCAUGUAGUAACUAAAAAAAAUGGAGCUAUACGUAUUACUGGAAACUAUAAACCUACGGUCAACCCUCAAAUGAUUAUCGAUGAGCAUCCUAUUCCAAAACCAGAAGAUUUAUUCAACAGAAUUAAGGGUGCUACAAUGUUUGCUCAUCUAGAUGUUACCGACGCAUAUACGCAUUUGCCAAUAGAUGAAGAGUUUGGACAUGUUCUUACCUUAAAUACUAUUACUCAUGGCCUUAUACAACCCACUCGUGCAGUCUAUGGGGCUGCAAAUAUUCCAGCAAUAUGGCAGCGAAAAAUGGAAGAAGUUUUAAAAGGAUUACCUAAUUGUCUUAAUUUCUUCGAUGAUAUACUAUUAUUUGCAAAAGAUUUUAAUGAAUUACAACAAAUUUUAGAUUUGACUUUGGCCCGAAUUAGACAGUGUGGUCUUAAAUUAAACAAAUCGAAGUGUGUUUUUGCAGCAACGUCAGUGGAAUUUUUAUGGCAUUUAAUUGAUGCCAAUGGUAUACAUAAGUCAAAUAAGCAUAUUGAAUCUGUAUUGAACGCACCGAAACCAAACUCAUUAGAAGACUUGCAGCUAUUUCUAGGUAAAGCCUCAUACUAUAGUGCCUUUAUUCCGGAUUUAGCAACCCGUGAGAGGCCAUUACGAGAUAUUCUAAAAUCAAAGGUAUUUUCAUGGAAUUUAAUCGCGGAUGCUGCUUACAACGAUAUUAAGAAAAUUUUAGUAUCUCCACAAGUUUUAAUAUCAUAUGAUCCAAAACUACCAUUAUUGUUGGCAACGGAUGCUAGUAUUGUCUCACCGUUUACCUAA
This is a messenger RNA of Lucilia sericata (common green bottle fly), 1524 nucleotides long. RefSeq lists its product as uncharacterized. NCBI's taxonomy places the organism in Eukaryota, Metazoa, Arthropoda, Insecta, Diptera, Calliphoridae. The coding region runs from base 1 to 1524 and encodes 507 amino acids. The transcript has a single exon. The record is from RefSeq and is a predicted model, not a curated record.